This is a messenger RNA of Colias croceus (clouded yellow), 2041 nucleotides long. RefSeq lists its product as uncharacterized. Gene Ontology annotation, biological process: intracellular signal transduction; receptor guanylyl cyclase signaling pathway; cGMP biosynthetic process. The transcript is spliced from 15 exons. Bases 218 to 2041 code for a protein of 607 amino acids. The record is from RefSeq and is a predicted model, not a curated record. Gene Ontology annotation, molecular function: guanylate cyclase activity; peptide receptor activity. Lineage: Eukaryota; Metazoa; Arthropoda; Insecta; Lepidoptera; Pieridae.
UUUGCGGCGUUCGCAAAAUUUAAUGAAAUGCUGUUGUUUUACCAUAAAGUAUUAAUUAAAAUAGCUCUCAAAACACGCGGCGUACCAUUAAAUUAAUGAAUAUUCGGUCUAAAAUGUGGAAUAUACAUUAUUCGAACGCUUUAUGGGCGUAAAGUUUUGAAAAUAGUGUCCUUGGUUCAAAUCGUUUUGCUGUUUACAAAUGUGAACAUCUGACACAAUGAUAUCAAACACGCUUCGGAUAGAUAAUUCGUCGCACUGUACCACGCCCUCAGAUCGAAACGGUCCCCAACUGGUGCCCGUCAAAGUUGGUUGUAUGCACAUUAACUUAGCUACCGAGCGCGGUCGAAAGAUAUUUCUCCUGCAAAUGCUGGUCCUUUGUUUCGUGCCACACGCGGCGCUCGUUCUACAGAAUUGUACAAUUAUGGCCCAUCUUUCGCACACGGUGGACGCUUCACUUUUCUUGGAUCAUAAGGUGGCUGCGAUUCUGUCGAGUUGUGAAGCCGUGUUAUCAAUACAGGAUGAACGUAUUGCAGUAUACAAAUACGUCAUGAAGGUAGCGAGCGAAGCGAACGCGGAGCGGGUACCGUUCGAGCGGGUUUUCUCAAUAUCAGACUCAAGAUUACAAGAGUUACAGUUUAGUAUACCGGAGCGAUUGAAGUUGAUUCUAUAUAACUUUCGACGAGAUGUUUUGGAUAUGGUGAAGUCGGAAAAGCCGGAGCAACUAAGCCAAGCGUCAGUGUACGAUCAAAUCAAUUCAGUUCUUCUGCUGCAUAUAAUGGGGAGUGUUAAAGCUACUUCUUCUAAUAUAUGGAGACAGUUAACAGCCUGUUACGAGAUACUGAAGACAAGAGAGGAACUGUCAAUGGCGUUCCUUCAACCAAUAGUGGUAGAUGCUCAAACAAAAAACUUUGUGACACAGUUACAUUUGAAAUUAUCUAUGGAAUAUUUAGAGUCUACGAAACAGUACCUUAAGUUAGAGAAUUUGGAUGUUGAUGUGUUAGAAGAUGUGUUGUUAAGUUAUAAAUCGCAAGAGGGAUUUAAGUUUAACGAAGAGGGCACAGAGCAGUAUCACCUAGAGACGGCAUUGAACCACUUGGAUCGUCUCCGGACUGUUCAGUUGGAUCUGUGGAGUUAUGUACGGUCAUCAGUGAACCGCGAAGUGUGGUCAGCAAGGCAGACUCUGGUGUUUGGGAUCGUUAUUCUUAUAUUAGUUCUUCUUGUUUCACCGUUGUUAAUAUUGUUGUUGAGAUAUACUAUAAAUACUAUACAGAAAUUCACAGAAUCAAUAGAAAUAAGUACCCAAAAGCUAGUAGCAGAAAAGCAGAAGAGCGACUUGCUCCUCUCCCGCAUGCUCCCCCUCCCCGUGCUGCGCCGGCUCCGCGCGCAGCGCACCGUGCCCGCGGAGGCGUUCGACGCUGUCACUAUAUACUUUAGUGAUAUUGUGGGAUUUACCAACAUAGCCGCGAACAGCACGCCCAUGGAAGUCAUCAAUAUGCUCAACAUGCUGUACAAAAUGUUUGAUGACAAAAUAAUGCAGUAUAAUGUAUAUAAAGUGGAGACAAUAGGAGAUGCAUAUAUGGUUGUGUCAGGGCUUCCACAGCGAAACGGCAACCUGCACGCGUCCGAAAUAGCGGACAUGUCGCUGUCGCUCAUGCGCAGUCUGGAGGGCGCGCGCGUGCCGCACCGGCCCGACGAGUUCCUGCGCAUACGGGCCGGCGUCAACACGGGCCCGUGUGUCGCCGGCGUGGUGGGCACCACCAUGCCGCGCUACUGUCUGUUCGGCGACGCCAUCAACACGGCCAGCCGCAUGGAGAGCACGGGGGAGGCUAUGAAAAUACACAUUUCACCAACGACCAAAGAAGCAUUAGAUGCGAUAGGAAAUUAUAUUGUAGAGUCGCGAGGUCUUGUUGAUAUUCAGGGUAAAGGGAUUAUGGAGACGUUCUGGCUCGUGGGACGGACAGAUGAAAAGAUUGAGAGCCCCAGAUGUGUGCGUUUGCAGGAUUAUGAUCAGAAUGUUCUAGAACUAUUAAUUAGGUCAUAG